Molecule: messenger RNA, 670 nt
Organism: Cuscuta europaea
Lineage: Eukaryota; Viridiplantae; Streptophyta; Magnoliopsida; Solanales; Convolvulaceae
Source: the annotation of a GenBank genome assembly
CGAAUUCAACCGCAUCAGUCCAUCCUCCAUCUUUCUCCUUCACCAUCAACCCUCUUUACAGUCCUUCAAAUCUCCAAUGGAUACUCAACCGACGAAAACCAAGAAGGGCGCCGGCGGCAGGAAACUUGGUGGUCCGAAGAAGAAGCCGGUCACUCGAUCCGUUCGUGCAGGCCUUCAGUUCCCGGUAGGUAGAAUCGGUCGCUACCUGAAGAAGGGCCGGUACGCCCAACGUGUCGGAACCGGUGCUCCGGUCUACCUCGCCGCCGUUCUUGAAUACUUGGCCGCCGAAGUAUUGGAGUUGGCCGGAAAUGCCGCUCGGGACAACAAGAAGAACAGAAUCAUCCCCAGACAUAUUCUGCUUGCCGUCAGGAACGACGAGGAGCUCGGGAGGUUGCUCGGUGGAGUGACGAUUGCGCACGGCGGGGUUCUGCCGAACAUUAACCCGGUUCUGCUGCCCAAGAAGAAAGACAGCGACGCUGCGGGAAAGGAACCAAAGAAGAGCACCCUAAAGUCGCCCAAGAAGAAAGAUAGCGAUGCUUAAACGCUUUGAAUAGGACUGGACUACCUUGUUGUUUGUUUAGCCUGUAGAUGGUCUCGUUUUGUUUAGAUGAUCUUUUAAUGAACUUGUUGUAUCCCUUGUGCUGCAUCAAAUCUUACAGAAUUAAGAAUG